Molecule: messenger RNA, 3259 nt
Organism: Mauremys mutica (yellowpond turtle)
Lineage: Eukaryota; Metazoa; Chordata; Testudines; Geoemydidae
Gene: LYPLA1
Product: lysophospholipase 1
Exons: 9
Coding region: 236-928 (230 amino acids)
Biological process (GO): protein depalmitoylation
Cellular component (GO): cytoplasm
Molecular function (GO): carboxylic ester hydrolase activity; palmitoyl-(protein) hydrolase activity
Source: RefSeq, a predicted model, not a curated record
UUGAAGAGGCUACUGAUGCCUGCCCCGCGCCCUCUAACGGCCGCUGUGUAGCCGCUCCAUGCGCGUGCCUGCGCAUGGGGGAUACGGGGGAAGGGGUUGGUGACACAAGCCCGACCCCUCCGACUCUUACUGUUACUCGCCGCGUUUUGCUCCCUGCUGCCGCCCCUCCCCUUGGCCCGGUGCCAGCCCCUCCUCCCGGCCAGUGUGUCCCGCUGGCCGCCCCGGAGCCCGGUGUAUGUGCGGCAACAACAUGUCCGCGCCGCUCCCCGCCAUCGUCCCGGCCGCCAGGAAGGCAACCGCCGCGGUCAUAUUUCUUCAUGGAUUGGGAGAUACUGGACAUGGCUGGGCAGAAGCAUUUGCAGGUAUCAGAAGUCCACAUGUAAAAUAUAUUUGCCCACAUGCGCCAGUUAUGCCAGUUUCUCUGAACAUGAAUAUGGCCAUGCCAUCUUGGUUUGAUAUUAUUGGACUCUCUCCAGACGCACAGGAAGAUGAAGCUGGGAUCAAGCAGGCAGCAGAGCAUGUUAAAGUACUGAUAGAUCAGGAAGUGAAGAAUGGAAUUCCUUCUAACAGAAUAAUUUUGGGAGGCUUUUCUCAGGGAGGUGCCUUGUCAUUGUAUUCAGCUCUUACAACACAUCAGAAAUUAGCAGGAGUCAUAGCACUCAGUAGUUGGCUUCCACUACGGACCUCUUUUCCACAGGGUGCUAUCAGUGGUGUAAACAAAGAUAUUCCUAUUCUUCAGUGCCAUGGGGACUGUGACCCUUUGGUUCCUCUGAUGUUUGGUUCCCUCACUUUUGAGAAGCUAAAGAGUCUGAUAAAUCCAGUCACUGUAACCUUCAAGACUUAUUCGGGCAUGAUGCAUAGCUCAUGUAUUGAGGAGAUGAUGGAUGUAAAGCAGUUCGUUGACAAACACCUACCGCCAGUUGAUUGACAAGAUUUGAGAUGCCUUCUGUAUAAAAACACCAGCAUCAACUUUGGUAGAAUGUGUUAAUCUUUUCACAUGCCCAGUUCAAAAGCAUUAUUUCUACACCUAUUGUGUUGCAAAUGUAUACCAAGUACAAGGACUAAGUAGUAUAUUUCACAAGAAACAGUAAUCUUUCAAGUAAAUCAUACACUGGUGGGAUUAUAGGGAAUGAGACAGCUAGAUAGUGUGUCAGAAUGUAUCUGAGAAUACAAUUUUAAGAUGUUUUUUAUUUGAUUGCACCAUUUUUAAAGCAGUCAUAUGGCUAAUUAAACUCAUUUUGGUUAAAUGAGCUGUUUAAACAUGACCAGAUUGGUAUGCUUGGGAUAUGAUGUAUUUCUAAUACUUGUUGAAAGUAUAUUAAGAUAUCCUGAUAUAUAUAUCUUGUACAUAAAAUAUGCAACAUGUAAAACACAAGAGGCAUGUGAUGGGGGAAUGAGUAUUAGUGAGGAUAAAGCUUUAAAUGUUAAUGGUUUAAACAUUGCUACUGCAUGUGAAAAGGGUGGUUCUCUUAUCUACAAAUGAAUACAUAUCAAUAAGACUAGUUAUAGCAUUUAUUCCAGUGUAGUUUUUAACCUUAGAAAUAGUGUCAGGAAAGAAAACACUUGCUAUCUCAUACACCCUCUCCCUCCAAAAAUGGGUUGGCAUCACAGAAACUAAGGGGACUCAGCUGUUUGUCACUAGACCUGUGUUUUCCACUCAUCACAAUUUGGUGGUAGCUCACGUUUAUUAGUGUAAAUUGAUCUCAGAUGCCGACUCAUGAAACUGAGGUUUAAAAAAAAAAAUACAUAAAACAUUUCCAUUUUAAAAUUCUUGUUUUCAUGUUGCAUAUUUUUCCCACACUGGAACCCUCAUGGGUUUUGUCUUGUGUAGCUUGCUAAAUUUUUUUAGAAAUAUUGACAAUGUAUUUUACAUGGGCAAUUCAAGUGUCUUGUUUUAUUUUUCUGCUUUGCUCCAGAAUAAUCAACUGGAAAAGCAAUGCAGAUAUUGCACACAAAUUAUGGGUAUUGUUGCAGACUCAUCUACAACACUGGUAUUAACUACUUUUUAUUUCCUAAGUGCUGCAGUAUGAAUGUAAUAUGGAAUUGUAAUAACUUAGUCAUUAUAGUGAGAAACUGCCAACUGUUUUUUCUUUACUUUGAUUGCAUGUUCAUCAUGGGAUGUCAGCUUCUGUCUAAAAAGAAAAUAUGACAUGUAUGACUUUCCACACAUGCCCUAGAAUAUUCUAGGAAUAUGAAAAUGGGUCCUGUCAAACCUUUGAAACAGAAGGACUUCUAUAUCUCAUGGAAGUUGCAAUUUUGAGAAUUCAUGGUAUAAUAGAAACUGAUGAUACAAGUUCAGCAAUAGAAUAACUAUGCUGAAAUGGUGUCCCGCAAAUAGAAAACUAGAGAUGAAAGAGAUAAUUUUGGCAGAAAGAUGAAAUGGAUGAUCAAUAUAGGAUUCCUUCCUAACUUACUUUAUAGUAUUUUGUUCAAUCAAGUUUUAAGUGUCUGAUGUUGUGGGGUACCUAAUACAUCUUAUUUUGGGAAAUUAUUUCCAGAUAGCCUGAAUUUUCCUUUUAAUUUCAUCCCAUCACCCCAGUAACUACAUACUUCUCAGCAUAUCAAACUAAAUAGGAUAUUUCUCCAUUUAAUGUUUGCACACUUCAGCUAUUUGGAGACUCUCAUGCCCCCUUCUUAGCCAAUAUAUACAUAUAUUUUAACUUUAAUGCUUGCUCAUAAGUCACUCUUCCUCCCCCAACUAUUCUUCUCUAGACAUCCUCCAAUUCAUCUUUCUGGUAGUGUGGUGCCCAGAAGAGUACAAUAUUCCUGUUUUGGUCUCCCCCAAAUUGUAAUAUUGUACUUCCUAGCUCAGAAACAUGAUCCCAAAACUGCAUUUGCUCCUUUUACAAUCGUUUCACAUUGCAAACUCAUAUUUAGCUUGCUUACCACUGUAAUCCCUAGUUCUUCCAUUAUUCCUGCUUCUUGACCCUUUCUCUGUCAUGUGUGUUGAAUGAUUUCUUCUCAGUAUAAACUUGUCUCUUCCAAAAUUGUCUGUGCACAUUUCUAAUCUCCAAGUCCUUUCCUGUUAUUUCCUGUACCACUUGCAGUGCCUCUGGUUUAGUAGCUGUUAACUUCAUUAACAAAGAUAUUAAAAUUAGACUAGUUUUAGCUCUGUUCCCUGUUGUAUCCCACAGUGUUUUCCCCAACUUUAUACAUUACGGUCCACUGUUAACUUUUGUUUACAAUGUGUAGCCAGUUUGUUGUCCUCAAGUGUACAAGUCAGCUUGAAUUAAUUUUCCAUUAAAACACAUUGUCACUA